GAAGCGCCGCUGUGUGGGGCCCAAGAUGGCGGCGGGGAUGUACCUGGAGCACUACCUGGACAGUAUUGAGAACCUGCCAUUUGAAUUACAGAGAAACUUCCAGCUCAUGCGAGAUCUGGAUCAGAGGACAGAAGACCUCAAGUCAGAGAUCGAUAAGUUGGCCACGGAGUAUAUCAGCAAUGCACGGACUCUGUCCUCGGAGGAAAAACUGGGACUUCUCAAGCAAAUCCAGGAGGCCUAUGGAAAGUGCAAGGAAUUUGGGGACGACAAAGUUCAGCUGGCUAUGCAGACCUACGAGAUGGUUGAUAAGCACAUCCGGCGGUUGGACACAGAUCUCGCUCGCUUUGAAGCAGACCUGAAGGAGAAGCAGAUAGAGUCGAGUGACUAUGACAGUUCUUCCAGCAAGGGCAAGAAGAAGGGCCGAGCCCAGAAAGAGAAAAAAGCUGCCCGUGCUCGCUCUAAAGGGAAAAACUCUGAUGAGGAAGCACCAAAAACUGCCCAAAAGAAGUUGAAGCUUGUCCGCACUAGCACAGAGUAUGGGAUGCCUUCCGUCACCUUUGGAAAUGUGCACCCCUCGGAUGUACUGGAUAUGCCCGUGGACCCCAAUGAGCCCACUUACUGCCUCUGCCACCAGGUCUCCUAUGGGGAGAUGAUUGGCUGUGACAACCCUGAUUGUUCCAUUGAAUGGUUUCAUUUUGCCUGUGUGGGUCUGACAACAAAACCAAGAGGAAAAUGGUUCUGCCCUCGCUGUUCCCAGGAGAGGAAGAAGAAGUAAAUUCACAUGAGACCUCAGUACUGCUGCAGGAGCUCUCUUCCCCCUGCCAGGGCCUCGUCCCAGUUCCCCCAGCCCUUGGGGCCUUGGCUGAAGGGAAGUCUUGCCCUGUUUGUGGUUUGGGCCAUCCCUGGAAUGGUGUGUACCCUCACGGUGGUUCCUGUGUGUUCUGUAUCCCUGGUUGCUUCUGAGUCCUUAAGGGAGGCCCUCUCUGUGUACUGUUCCAAACAGGUCUCUGAACCUCAAAGGGAAUGAAUGAGGGCACCAGGGUAGCCACCAGAUUCCCAGGGAUUCAGGUAGCCCCUGAUUUUCCUUGGCUUUCCUUCAGCCUCCUCAGAGUUCAUUGCCUAUUCUCUGCUUAGAGAACAAGGCUAUGGGAUGGGGGAAGGAAAGGAGGUAAGUCUUCAGCAUUUUAGGUCAUUCAUUUUCCUGGAUCUUUUUCAGGAGAGAGGGAGUAACCAGGCUACUUCUUAAUCUAGUGGGCUGGUUGAGAGACUGAAAACCUGAUGUGCUCCCUGUCUUUAACCAUUCCACUGCUGGCUUUGAGCAGCCUCUUUUGUUGGGGAGAGGAGGAGGCAGAGGGAGUGUUUAGAGCUAGCUUUGUCUCUCUUAUUCCUGGGGUAAACCUGCUGGUCUGGGAAGCACACUGUGUGAAGGAGGAAGAAUUUCUGACCACGUGGGGAGAAACGGCUUGAUCCAGUCUGUCUUCCGGCUUCAAAAUUCUGCCUUCCUCUUGUGUAGUGGUGCUUCUCCAUUAUGUUGAUGGUGGGAAGUUUGGGGAUUCAGAUCCCACUUGUAUGAUACAGAAUUAAAUAAAAUUCAUUGAAACAAGUACUCUGUUUGCCUUGACAUCACCUCCAAAAUAAACUGCGGCAAUUGG
Molecule: messenger RNA, 1652 nt
Organism: Pseudopodoces humilis (Tibetan ground-tit)
Lineage: Eukaryota; Metazoa; Chordata; Aves; Passeriformes; Paridae
Gene: ING4
Product: inhibitor of growth family member 4
Biological process (GO): regulation of DNA-templated transcription; positive regulation of apoptotic process
Cellular component (GO): nucleus
Source: RefSeq, a predicted model, not a curated record